Molecule: messenger RNA, 5156 nt
Organism: Sciurus carolinensis (gray squirrel)
Lineage: Eukaryota; Metazoa; Chordata; Mammalia; Rodentia; Sciuridae
Gene: Nudcd3
Product: NudC domain containing 3
Exons: 6
Coding region: 287-1420 (377 amino acids)
Biological process (GO): protein folding
Cellular component (GO): cytoplasm
Source: RefSeq, a predicted model, not a curated record
AUGGCCGCCGGGUACUCUCUGCCCAGCAACCACCGGUUCUCUUGCGGGUAAGGAGCCACAUGGGGGCCCACGUCAGGCUCUUUUAGCGAAUGCCGCUUUGGGGCAAAGCCCAGUGGGGAAGCGAGGCCGGGGAGAGCAUACUCCGGUUUGUGGGAAGGAACAGGCGCGGACCGGAAGUUCCACGGCCUCGCAGUCCGGGGGAUCCGUUAGGAGAGCACGCCGGAAGUGGCUAAUUGGCCGGUCAGAGUUGGUGCCGGCGGUGGAGAGUCCCUCGGGCGGUGGAGACAUGGAGCCCGGGGCUGCUGAGCUAUAUGACCAGGCCCUGUUGGGCAUCCUGCAGCACGUGGGCAACGUCCAGGACUUUCUGCGAGUGCUCUUCGGCUUCCUCUACCGCAAGACUGAUUUCUACCGCCUGCUGCGCCACCCAUCAGACCGCAUGGGCUUCCCGCCGGGGGCCGCGCAGGCCCUGGUGUUGCAGGUGUUUAAAACCUUUGAUCAGAUGGCCCGUCAGGAUGAUGAGAAGAGGAGGAAGGAACUGGAAGAGAAAAUCAGAAGAAAGGAAGAAGCAGCCAAGGCUGUAGUAACUGGUACAGCUGAGAAGGAACUGGUCCCAGUCCCAGUUCAGGAAAUAGAGAUUGACUCCACUGCAGAAUUAGGUGAGCCUGGGGAUGCAGAGAAAGUGCAGCCUCCAGGUCCACAGGACACUGAGCAGCAAGUGGCCUGUGGCUCAGAGGAGGCAGAAGUUCCAGGAGCAGCUGCUGGUGCUGCUGAAGUCCCUCAGGAACCACCAGCACUCCCCAGGAUUCAAGAGCAGUUCCAGAAAAACCCUGACAGUUACAACGGUGCGGUACGUGAGAAUUACACCUGGUCGCAGGACUACACUGACCUGGAGGUCAGGGUGCCGGUGCCCAAGCACGUGGUAAAGGGGAAGCAGGUCUCAGUGGUUCUUAGUAGUGGCUCCAUCCGUGUGGCCAUGCUGGAGGAAAACGGGGAGCGAGUUCUCAUGGAAGGGAAACUCACCCACAAGAUCAACACUGAGAGUUCCCUCUGGAGCCUUGAGCCAGGGAAGUGUGUUUUGGUGAACCUGAGCAAGGUGGGUGAGUACUGGUGGAGCGCCAUCCUGGAAGGAGAGGAGCCCAUUGACAUCGACAAGAUCAACAAGGAGCGCUCCAUGGCUACUGUGGAUGAGGAGGAGCAAGCAGUCCUAGACAGGCUCACCUUUGACUACCACCAGAAGCUACAGGGCAAGCCUCAGAGUCAUGAGCUGGGUCCAUGUGGUACAGAAGUCACGGACAGCUCCCAGCAUCACCUCAGCUCAUGUGGACCGCCAGACCUGCAUGGUUGCAAUUCAAUCCAGUCAUUGCCUUUGCCUGUGGCCACAGAUAUAAGGCCCACUUGUGAGCCUUUGCCCUGUGGGUAGUACCUAAGGGACCAAUCCAUCUCAUGUCUGGGGUCAGCCCUGUGUUCACAGAGGGUUGAGGUUGACUUCCAGGGAAAGAGAAGCUGUUUUGACUGGAGAGCAUACAUGCAGAUGCCCAUUGUGCUGAGAAAGUGAAAAGGAAGUCCUACCAAGCAUCCUUCAGAAGCAUGUACUUGUUCCACAGGACAGAGGUACCAAGGACGCAAGAUCCUCACAUCUUCCCCAGAUGCCAACAUCAAGUUUUUGUUACAGAGAAACACUAAAAAUUAAAAUUUAUUGUGACUUCAACUGCACUUGUGCCAAGCUUAAGUGAGGUCUUGGUAGCUGUAAGAUAUGAGAUAAGCUAGAAUGUUCUAUGACUUUUCAUCUCUGACCCUCAAGUUCCUUUUGAUUGCAUCUCUUGCAGAACAUACAGAUCAAAUCAGAACAAAAUAACAGUAAUGCCAUUUGUCUGGGAGUUUCCAUAGUGCAGGAUCUACAUGGGGUAUUGGGGCUUCUUGCUUUCUGUUUCCUUUUUUCCCCUCCCUGUAUCCUUCCCUCUUCUCAACCUUUGGCUUAUUUUCUGUCCCCCUGCUUUACACUCAGUGCUGAUGUCCUCUGGGUUUGCCCAGUGUCACCCUUCUUGAGAGCUGACUUGAGCUGGACAUGGUGCUGGUCUCUGCAGCCUCAGCAAGGACAAAUAAAGGUCUGCCUAGAAAGCAUGAGUCCAACCACUUAAAUCUGAUCUCUCCAAAGACUAGUUCAGCCUUACUUUGCAGUCUCAUUGAUGGUCUUCUGCAGAAAGAGGUUGCUCUGUCAUUCUCAUUCUUAGGGUACUGGGAGUCUGAGGGCUACUUGUUCUGGUGGCUGCUACUCAGCCCACUGCCCAAGACUGGGAACAGAAUUGUGUGCUUAUCCCCAGAAAACUGAGACAGCUUCCAGGGAAGUUUUCAUCUCAGGCUCACACCAAAACAGACUAGCCUUAAAGGGCAAGAAAUGGGAGCAUCAUACAUCAUACAUGUGCACCAUGUAUUUGUAUUCUUCCAUACAUGCAGUCUGUCCCUGGACUUCAGGGCACUAUAGGGGGAAGAGCACUGCAGUGGGUUAUAGAGGGCUUGCUGUGUCUGGUGGACAGCUGAUUGUAAUUGGAACUAGGGAGCCCAGGGGCUGGAUAGUAACCCAGUUAGUCUAGUGCAUAGACCUCUGUUUUGAGUCUAAACCAAUUCUGCUAUAAACUUGCAACAUGGUCCAGGCAGCAUGCUGUUUGAGGGAUAUGUCCUUGCCCAGAGGUCUACCCUGGGGAGACCUUCAGCAGCCCAGGAUUGGCAGCCCAUGGAUAGGACCCAGGGUAACUCCUCACCAGGGCUGACCUACUCUUAGAUGACUAGGGAGCUUCCAGCCCCUGGGCUAUGGGUCUUAAUGAACCCCCUUCUUAGGACUGUUGUAAUUCAAAAGAAAGUGUGUGUCCCAGUGCCUGUCUGACACUGAUGCCAAAGUCUCUGCUCCUCUCUGGUCUUGGCACAGCUUGGUGAAAGGUCCUCAGUUUACUGGGGCCUGACAAUUCAUGGGUUCCAUAUAAAAUAUCCCAAGCUCCUUUUUUAUCAAAUGAAGAAACAAAUCUAGAAAGAUCCGUGCCUUUAUGUGACCUCAUAUAGUUUAGCCACACUUUACUCUUUGUUAUCAGGGUAUCUCACAGGCAGAAGGACCCUCCCAAGAGUCAGGUGGGUAGUCAAGUUUGCUGUGUUAGGAUCACUAUGCUUCACUAGUAGAAUGGAAGUGGGGCCAGGUUCUCCUGUCAUCUUCCAUCUGCUGCGCACAUCAGCGUAGUCACAGUUACCAACGUGCUCUGGCAUUGAUGCCCAUUUAUGGUGUGAACUCAGAGUUUUCUAAAUUUGCCAGGAUUUCAAAUUGUGCUUCUAAUGCCACAGAUGCUGUGUAUUUUGAAGCAUUUUAAUUUCAAAAUGAUUAACACUUGUUUCUUUUGUUGCUUUAAGUUUCUUAAACUUAAAUGUCACUAUAAAGUCACCCCAAGGUCAACAAGUUUACUCUCCUUCAUCUUUUUCCCCAGUUUAAUUUUCUUGAGCAGGUUUCUCAUCUGGAAAGGGAAGGUAGAAUGCACAGGUGCUAUUGUUCAGUUGGCACUCAGGGGUGUCUAUCUAGGAUCUCUCCAGCUGGGUGGGACUCACCCUAAAAGUCAGUAACUGUGACAUUGCACAGGCACAUGCCAGCAUUACUAUGGUGGCUGGAUCUGUGAGUGAAUUUGGUGACUUACAAAAAUGUCUACUCUCCACCUUUGCCCCAGGGAAGGUCUGAGCACUGAUCCUGACUCCCUUGGUUCCCUCAACUUUAAGAUCAAGCCUAAAAAUGUGCUCUUUACAUUUGGCUUCCUACAUUGGGCCUCUACCUAGCUUCCAAAUUCUUGGGGUAAGAGAGCAACUGUAGGGCUCUGCAACUGUCAGCCCUGUAGCUUCCCCUCACCCUCCAGCUGACUACAGCACUAUUAGGGCACAGAGGCCUCCUGUGGUCUCCUGCUGAACUUGUCAGGUCCCUUCUUGUGUUUGGUUGAGACCAUUCAGCCUCAUGCCUCCUGAGUUGACCAGGGCUUUAGGCCGUGCAGAGGGACUUCCUGCAGUUCUCCUUGCCACUCCAGCCAUGUGCUGCUUGCUCUGAUCCCACUGCAGUACCUUCUCAAAGUGGUCAUUCCACUGGCUCUGAUCUGAGUUAUCUAUAACAAGUUGAGGAUAGUGAUCAGUCCCUAAGAAUCCAGUUUGCUUAUUGCUUCACUUGGGUUUAAAAAUAGGAAAAAGAAAGCCCCCUUGUCAGGAAGGUUUUAUUUUAUAAGAAGAAACUGAGGUACAGAGAAUCCAGCAGCUUCACCAGACACUAGGAAUUUUUGUUAGACUUGUGAUAAGAGGUGUCUGUCUUCCAGGCCUGUUCUUCAGGCUUUCUGCAACAGGGACCAUGGACUUUAUUGGUGGGAUAACCUCUGGUCCUACGCACAUUAGCCUCUUUCAUUUCUUGUGGUUGAAAGAAGAGAUCAUCCCCAUCUAUGGGUAUACUUGAGGUGACCAGGUGAAGAGGACAGAUGCUUAGAGAAGGACUGGCCCACCUCCUUAGGUGCAGAUGACUUCCUCAGGGUCACAGCCUUCCUGAUGUCCCCCGACUACAGCCAUACUGCUUGCUGACCCUUGGAGGCUAGAUGUUCUAGAGUGGUUAUUGCUAGGGGGAACUAAAUCUAUUAGCUCUGACUGGAUCUCCAAGGAAAUAGUGGGACAUUCUUGAUUGGUGGAUUCACUGCUGGACAUUCUGAGGUCUUUCCUCCUGCACCACAUCUUGGGUCAACCUUGGAUUGUCUGAUGAUGUAGUUGUCAAUGACAAAAACUUCCUCCUUUGAGAGGGAGGUACAGGGUAAUGCCUGCUUGGGGGUUCUAGACUCUGUAGGCUGUUUGGAAUUUGGACAGAGAUCCUGAUAGAAAGGGACAGAAGACAUGAACCAUAGAAAGCAGCCAUUGCUUUACUGGAAAUAGAAGAGAAAGGGUUGGAAAUUCAGUCUGUGGGAUACACAGUUCUUACAGAGGAAUUGGCAGUCACCCAGUGUCUCCCCUGAUCUUGAGCUGCUGUAUAUGGUCCUCCAGCCAGUUGGUCUUAUGGGACAAGUUCCUGAUCCCUGAGGAAGCAGGUCUGUUCCUGAAGUCCAUCUGCUCUGGGAGGAAACAUGCAGUGCCUUGUGAUCCCCUUUAAUCUCUCUAUUUUCUGU